Molecule: messenger RNA, 855 nt
Organism: Sclerotinia borealis F-4128
Lineage: Eukaryota; Fungi; Ascomycota; Leotiomycetes; Helotiales; Sclerotiniaceae
Source: the annotation of a GenBank genome assembly
AUGGGUUCAACUACUACUCUCCCCGCUAUGAAAACCUCCCCUAAAUACAUCUUCUUCACCGAUUUCGAUGGCACAAUUACAACCCGCGAUUCCAACGAUUUCAUGACUGAUAACCUUGGAUUUGGAGAAGAACUCCGCAAACAAGGAAACAAAGAUGUUCUCGAUGAUACAAAGACCUUCCGUGAUUCAUUCCAAACAAUGAUGGAUAGUAUCAAGACUCCAUAUAGCAAGUGUAUAGAGACUCUUAUCCAGAACAUCAAGUUGGAUCCAGGUUUCAAGGAAUUUUUUGAAUGGGCGAGGGAGAACAACAUUCCAGUUGUUAUUUUGAGUGGUGGAAUGGAACCAAUCAUUAGAGCAUUGUUGGUGCAUCUUUUGGGAGAGAAGGAAGCUGCAGAGAUUCAGAUUGUCAGUAACCAAGUUGAGGUUCGGGAAGGAUUCAAGAGUCUUGAUGAUGAGGGAGGCUGGAAUAUUGUGUAUCAUGACGAAAGGUAUAUUCAUGAUCCGAACAAAGAUAUCGGACAUAGAGCUAAUGAUUUCAAUAGUCAUUUUGGACAUGAUAAAUCCCUAGAGAUUAGACCAUACGCCGAACUUCCAGAUGAUCAAAGACCAACCAUGUUUUAUGCUGGAGAUGGAGUAUCAGAUCUUUCUGCUGCCAAGGAGACUGAUCUUUUGUUCGCCAAAAAGGGUCAUCAUCUCAUAACAUAUUGUGUCAGAGAAAAGGUCCCAUUCACAAUCUUCGAAGAUUGGACCUAUAUCUUAUCAACGGUCAAGGAUGUUGUCGCUGGAAAAACAACUGUUAAAGAAGUCUACGCUGCUGGCAUCAAGGAUUUCGAACAGGGGGGAAAUAAGGCAUAG